Symsagittifera roscoffensis is the source of this 2100-nucleotide messenger RNA. Its product is annotated as probable methyltransferase-like protein 25. The transcript has a single exon. The coding region runs from base 257 to 1705 and encodes 482 amino acids. NCBI's taxonomy places the organism in Eukaryota, Metazoa, Xenacoelomorpha, Acoela, Convolutidae. The record is from RefSeq and is a predicted model, not a curated record.
CGUAAAAGGCAAGUGGUUGUAUCUUUCAUAAUUCUAAUCUUUACAGAAUAGCUGCCUACUUGAUAUAACUGUUUCUGAGGAAUAUGUAAACAAAACUUGAUAUGCAGACACAAUUGUUCAACAUAUCAACGCAACGGAUAUGUUGAACUUUCUACGAUUGCUCUUUUUUGCCUCAGAACAUGAUCUCUGGCGACCUUUAGUAUCAUUUAAAUCUCGAGACAGAAAAGAAUGCGUUCUGUUUCAGGUAUAAUUAAACAUGAAAGAAAAUCAGAUAAUUGAAAUUCUGAAUUCUAUUCUGGAAAUUAUAACGGACAAUAUGCCUCUGCUAAGAUCUCACACAGCGUAUUUCUUAACCGAGAACUCUUAUGAGAAGCUAAUUUGCUCAAAUACAAGAACACUUUUAGAGAGUUUGACUAUCCAAAAGAUAAAAAACCUUCCCAUUGAAGCAAAAAAUGGCAAGUUGACAGAAAUACUCAAGCAACCACUUCCUAAUUUAGCAAACUGCUUUCCUCCUUUUUGUGUAUCGGAUUUGCAGAAAGCGGAGCUCCUAGACAACUGCUGCGAUAAAACUCAAAUGAGCAGAAAGAAGUACCACGAAGUGGUGAGGAUAGGACACUUUUUGGAAUGCAAUUCACGAUUGUUGAAUCACAAUGUAGUUGAUCUUGGGUCAGGUAAAGGCUACCUGAGCGAUUAUUUGAGCCAGUUCUUGCAAUACAGAGUUGUUGGCGUCGAAACAUGUGACGCUUUUAACGAUAGUGCGGCAAAACGCAGGCUAAAAGUAUCUAGAAUCUGGAGAAAAAUGGAAUUUAAUCGCAAAAAGAAAGCGCAGGAUGAACCAAACGAUUCGUUCGAAAACAUUAGAGAUAGAGAGCUAGCUUCCAAGUCAGACAAAGACAGAGAUACUCAGUUGGAAACUCGUCUUCGCGAUAAUUUCAACGCUUCGCUUGUUGAAAAAUCUUACGAAAUUAAAACUGAUUACAUUACAUCUGGGUCCGACUUGUCAGAAAUUUUCCCUGGGGAAAGUUUCUCGUUAGUGGGGUUGCAUACAUGCGGUGACUUGGCUGCUAGCUCGCUCCGUCUUUUUGUGAAGUCCGAAAAUUGUCGUUUCAUUUGUAAUGUAGGAUGUUGUUACAAUACUUUGACCGAAGAGGGCUAUGAAAGAGGUUUUCCCAUGAGUCAAUUUUUAAACGCUAAUUUCAGCGAAGAGCUUGGAACUGCCAAAACAUUGGCUUGUCUCUCUCCGGAGAAACAAAUAGACGGUGGCGGCAAGGAUCCUCUGCCUAAAAUGUUCAAUAGAGCGUUGCUUCAAAAGCUAGUCUUAGAUAGAACUGGAUAUUCACUGGACCAUAGAAAGCAAUUUAGCAAGAAAAAAGCAGCUAGAUCUUUCCUUGAAUACUGCAAAUGUUGUUUUCCGUUGAUAGAAGUUGAAGAUAAGCACUUUUUACAAGAUUUGUCUGAUUCUGACAUCGAAAAUUUUGAACAAAUCAAUGCUCCUUCAAAGCAUCAAAUGUUCAUUUUUAACCAUUAUAGAGCUUGUUUUGCUUACUUGUUAGAACAUUUGUUCCUAUUAGACAGGUUGCUUUUCUUGCGAGAAAAUGGUAUUGAAAAAAGCGAGGUUGUCCAAUUAUUUGAUCCGAAAUUAUCACCUCGAUGUUAUGCUGUAGUUGCAUCAAAAAAUGGCCCCUUGACCAUUUCAGAGAAAUGAGGAAUUUAUCAAGGGUCGCUCAAUUUUCAUUACGUUCCACGCGUUUCGCGAGCGACGGAAACUUUGCAGUAAAAGAACAGCUGCUCCGAAGAAUCGACUCUGUCAUAUCUCAGUUACCACCCGACAGGGAUGCUGCGUUCAACUUCAAAGAUUAUUUGGAAAGUGUAGUGAAGCCAGCCUUGGAAUCGCCAGGUGGAUCUCUCAAUCAUUUAUCAGAGGAAAAACUAACAAAACUGGAAAAAAUAUUAACACGGCUGCAGGAAAAUCAGAUUUCCAAAACUCACUAUGUGCCAUUUGAUAAAUUUAGAGGCGCUGUUUUAAAACCAGAACAAGUACCAGUGGCAAUUGAAGCCUUGUCAAAUAUGAAGGACUGAAAAGAAUAGCGAAUUUAUUGU